Messenger RNA from Aspergillus caelatus, 4116 nucleotides. Its product is annotated as putative histone acetyltransferase. NCBI's taxonomy places the organism in Eukaryota, Fungi, Ascomycota, Eurotiomycetes, Eurotiales, Aspergillaceae. The coding region runs from base 328 to 3576 and encodes 1082 amino acids. Gene Ontology annotation, molecular function: histone acetyltransferase activity. Gene Ontology annotation, biological process: regulation of DNA-templated transcription. The transcript has 5 exons. The record is from RefSeq and is a predicted model, not a curated record.
CUGGAUGCUAGAUAGGCCCUCGGACGGUGUAUUCACUGCUGAUCUACGCGUUUGGCUCUGCUCUAUUUGACGUUUCUGACCUGUUGGUCUGUGCGGGGGUAUCGCUUGCGCUACCAUAUAGAUACUCUUAAGCUCGCUAUUUGUUUGGAUCAUCUGUAUCCAAGGUCGUUCGUUUCUGUUCCCGAUGCCUAUUACGUGCAGCGCCAGAUGAUUGUCUACUCUUGCGGCGCAUGAAUAGCCUCAACCUCCAGGCUAUCUUUGUUCACGAACCCUCUUACUGGAGACAAGCAGGAGCUGCUCAACCUGGCGACCCUAGUGACAUACACCAUGACGGCAACCGCGCCGCCGGCUGAUGAUGAUACCGAAAUGAGACCACCCCCAGAUAUGGUUGACAGCGAUCAGGAUGCGGAGGGAGAGGAGGAGACGGAUUUGUAUCAGAUGGAUCAACAACUCCAGGAUGCUGUACAUAGGGCAUAUUCGGGAGAGGUUGCAGAAGAAAGCAACAGUGCUAGCCGUGAGGACGAUAAAGAUGCGGAGGGGGAGCCGGAUUCUGAUUUGAACCCUAGCGGCGAAAAUGAUGAGACUGAACCGGUGGGAGCUGUGAAGUUACCGAAAGGGGAGCCUUCCUUGGAGAAUGAUGGUGCGGUCGACGCAGAGGAUGACGCAGCUUUUGAGAACCAAAGUGACAGCGACCAAGACGCAUCCGGCUCUAAUUCAAGCAGCCAAGAAUCCGAUGAGGAUGAUGAUGAGGAAUGGGAUGGUGAGAGUAAUGACCAUGACGAUGCAGAAGUGGAUAACAACACGGUGCGCGGUAACUGCAUAUUUUGUGGACAAGAUGAAGACCACGAUCCGAGCGAAGACUUUGAGGAAUAUCUGACAUGCACAGUUUGUGGCGAUCACUCUCAUCGGCAAUGUGCCCGCGAACAAAGUGCAUUAAGUGAUGCCGAAGAUGCCAACGCUUGGAGAUGUCCUACAUGCGUUCGGGAAAAGCUGGAACCAAACUCUGAGGGCAAUGGUUCAUCCCAUCGAAGGCUCGGCCCGAAGAAUAUGCGAAAAGAGCUCUUGCCAGCACAUACCGGAGAAGAGGGCUCUGGCUUCCAUUCGAUUUUCAAUACUGUGGAUAUUGAUGAUGACAACUUAUUGAACAGCUCGCGAUCGCUACGAAAAAGGAAAACUAUGUCAGCCGAUGUUCAGGAACAUACACCUGUGCUUCGGAAACGCCAGAGACAGACAUCAUUACGGUCCGAGCGGGCUGAGUCGAGAGACCCUUUGGGCGAUGCUUCAGACGCCCUGUCUCCGGUACGGACUCGUUCCCGCCGUGUGCGGGGAGGGGAAAAGGAAAACUGCCGCGUGGUAUUAAGGCAGUUCGGAAGGCUUGUGUUAGCAUUUCAACUUAACGAGACCAAGCUCUCUAAAAUCCUUAACUCUCGCAGCCGGUCACAGUACAGGGGUCGAAGAACCCCUAAGCCACCCCCAGUGGCACAUGAACCUCCAGCACAUUUUGCCCCUAUUAUCCCCGUGUCAUACAUGUCCCCUUUUUAUUCUUUCAACGAUCGCGAAAUGGACGAAUCUAAAUCCAAACCGUACGGUGGCAUUCUGUCAGAAGCGGACGCAGACACUACCAAGACUCUUCCGACGCAGCCUGACCGUGAGAGGUUCGAGGUAGCGCGACAAAAGGCUGAAGAAGAAUGGCAAAGACGAGUUAUGGAAGCCGAGAGCGGCGGAGAGCCUGUACAGCAUGCAGCACAAAAAGUCUCGGGUCCACCGUCCAGGAUAAAGUACAUCAACUUUGGUGGCUAUGAGAUUGAGACCUGGUACGCAGCGCCUUAUCCAGAAGAGUACAGCCGUAACCGCGUGCUAUAUAUCUGUGAGUUUUGCUUAAAAUACAUGAAUUCGGAUUAUGUCGCAUGGCGCCACAAACUUAAGUGUCCGGCAAAACAUCCGCCCGGAGAUGAAAUCUACCGCGACGGCUCGAUUUCGAUCUUUGAAGUCGACGGAAGAAAGAACCCGGUAUACUGCCAGAACCUCUGCUUGCUCGCAAAACUGUUUCUCGGGUCAAAGACUCUAUACUACGACGUCGAACCGUUUCUUUUCUACAUCAUGACCGAGUUCGACGACUUGGGCUGCCAUUUUGUUGGCUAUUUUAGCAAAGAAAAACGGCCCAGCUCCGCGAAUAACGUUUCUUGUAUCCUUACUCUGCCCAUACAUCAGCGAAAAGGCUACGGUAACCUUCUCAUUGACUUCUCAUACCUUCUCACGCGCAUCGAAGGGAAAACAGGGUCACCCGAGAAACCGCUUUCGGAUAUGGGUUUAGUAUCUUAUCGGAACUACUGGAGGCUCAUUCUGUCAUACCAGCUUCAUAAACAGAAGGCGCCCCUUAGUAUCGUGGAGCUUUCGGAGCGGACAGGCAUGACAGCAGACGACAUUGUUUCAGGGCUUGAAGCGUUGCGCGCACUUGUCAGAGAUCCAGUGACGAAAACUUAUGCAUUACGCCUUGAUUACAAAUACUUCGAAGAAUGCAUUCAGAGCUGGGAAAGUAAAGGCUAUGUUCAGCUUAAUCCCGAUGCUCUUGUGUGGACGCCCUACAUAAUGGGUCGAAGCAACCAGUCGCAGUUCGAUCGGGCUCCGUUACAUGCAGUUGCCCCACGGGAGGGCUUGGAAGAUGAGGAGGUCGAAGAUGUGAAAGAUUCUGGAAACGAGGAAGAGCAACAACUUUCAGAACAUCUGGGCAAAGUCAAUGGAGAUGAUAACCCUCAACCGACCAUUAAUGGUGUUACACAAUCUGUGUCCGAGGAACUUUCAGUGGAACCUGCCGGACCUCCUUCGACUGAACUCCUGACUAAUGGUACAGGCCUUCAUCAUCGCACACAACCGGCCGCAGACUCUAACCCCACAGAAGCAAACUCAGUCCAAGAUAUACCAGCUUGGCGAUUUGAGGUUUACCCUCCUGUUCAGGCGCCUGUUGUCAAACGACGCCCAGGUCGACCCUUUGGCAGCAAGACUACAUACAACAAAGUAUCCGUUACUCCGACAACUGCUCGCACUAGUGGUCGUAACACACCUAGAAGAUCAUCUGCACUAGUCUCUAUGACCCCUACUGCAAAUACAUCUAGCGUCCGGCGCGGCCGAAGUGCAAAGCUACUAGACUCUCCUGCAGUUGAAUCAACUAGUCCUGAGGCCAACGGUGUCGAAAAUGAUGACCAGCUGCCAGGUCAUGAGGAUACCAAGGGCGAGGAACAAGACCCAUCUCAGCCUGAAGGAUUAUCGGAGACAGAUGCCCAAAUUACCCCCACAGGAGAUUAUGACGCGCCGGGACAGCUUAAUGGUAUCAACGGGGUGGAAACCGUGGACACAGAGCUUCAUGUUACAGAAAAAGUGACGCCUACUAAUGAAGUAAGUGCUGAGAGUCCAGCCAAACUUACCAGAUCCAUGAACCGAAAGGCGGUGGUAGAAAAGUUCGAGUUCGUCAUUCCGGCAGAGGAUCCUGGUACUACGAACCAUAAUGCGGUGGUGGAUGGGCACACAGAUGGGCGUAACGGGGUGGAUAAAGAUGGUGAUGCGAUCAUGGAGACAUGAUUUUUGAACAAACCUGGAAGAAAGCCUUAAAUGGCGAAGCAUUUAAACGAGGCGUUAUCUUGUGGCUUUGCAGGGGAUUUUUGUUUUCAAUUUCUAUCCCUCGAAGGGAUAAGUUUCAUGACUUGGCACUUUAUCUUUCUGUUUGCGCUGUUUUUACAAAGCAAGGAGUGGGCGAGGAAUUUGGAGUUCUGGCUAUUAUUCGAUGCUCUGUUAUCACGAAUUGCGCUCCGAUUCUCCGACCCGUGGGUUACCUCAGCGAUUUUCUGCUUCCGUUGUCUUCGUUCUUGUCAUGAGUGAAAGUGGGGGUUUCCUGCUUUCCCUCCCCCCCUUCCCCUACGGUCUUGGUCUAGAGGACUUUGCUCUCUCUUUUCUCACUUUUCAAUUCUCCAUUUCACCUAAUGUAAUCCAGGACUGAAUUAUGGGGUCGGCGCAUACACGUCCCCGAUUGCGCACCAUUUGUAUUAAGCAUGACAAAUAUCCACUUUGCGAGCAUAGUAUAAGAGAGAGAGAACACAUGGAAGAGCCGCUUUCGUCAUCAUA